AUGUCCACCACCACGACCACCACCCCAACAACCCCCCUCCCCGCAAUCCUCAUCCUCUGCACCUCCUCCACCGCCCCCGGCCACGUCCUCCCCCUAACCGCCAUCGCCCGCCACCUCGUCGCCCACCACUACCCCGUAACCUUCGUCGGCGGCGCCCAGCACCGGCACCUCAUCGAAGCCUCAGGCGCUACCUUCUUCCCCGUCUGCGACGCCCUCACCCUCGAGCACGGGCCCUACCGGCAAUGGGGCGCCGAGCGGGCGCGCUAUGCCGAGGGGUUGCCGCGGAUGGUGCAGGAUUUUAGGACGUUUUUUGUGGGCCAGGUGGAUGGGCAGGUGGAGAGUACGAGGCGGGCGUUGGAGGCGGUGAGGUGCGGGGUGGGUAAGGGGAGGGAAGUGGUGGUGGUGUGCGAGACGAUGUGGUUCGGGUACUUGCCGUGGAAGUGGGGGGCGGAGAGGACUAGGGGGUGGGAGGAGGGGGAGGCGAUGCCGAGGAGUUUGGGGGUCAAUGUGACGCCGUUGAUGCUGGAUGGGGAGGGCGUGUCGCCGUUUCCGUUGGGGUUGUUGCCGGCGGAGGGGAAGGGGGUGGGGGAGAGGGAUGGGCUGUUGAGGGAGUGGUUAUAUGAGUAUGUGGUGAGGGAAGCGUAUGAUGGGUUUCGGGAGAGGAUUAGGGAGGCUGGGGGGGUCGAGGUGCCGGAUGAGUGGAUGAUCAAUCUGAGCGUCACGGCGCAUGAUACUACGCUGCAGCUGUGUCAUCCGGCGCUGGAAUACCCGCGGCCGGACCUGCCGGCGCAUGUCAAGUUUGCGGGGAGCUUGCCGCCGAGUAAGGUGGUGCCGCCGGGGUUUGUGUUUCCGGAUUGGUGGCAGCGGGAGGUGGUUGGGAACCCGGGGCUGCCAGGAAGCCCAGGGAGACCGAAAAUCGUGGUGGUUUCGCAAGGUACAUUGGCGAGGGACUACAGCAUGGUGUUGGUCCCGACAAUCAGGGCAUUGGCUGGGAGGAGAGAUGUGAUGGUCGUUGCGCUGCUGGGGAAACAGGGGCUGGCCGUCCCGCCCGGAGUCCUGCCUGCCCCGGAAGAGGGAGUCAAUCUCGACAACGUCCAUGUUGUCGACUUCUUCCCGUAUGACUCGCUCCUUUCAUACGCGGAUGUCAUGGUCUUCAACGCCGGCUAUGGCGGCUUCAUGCACUGCGUCGUCAACGGCGUGCCGAUGGUGGCGGCAGGCUUGACGGAGGAUAAGUGCGAGGUGGCUGCUCGGGUUGAGUGGACCGGUGUUGGCAUAAACCUGCGCACUGGGAGGCCGUCCCCGGCGGCGGUGGCUUCUGCUGUUGAUCGGGUUUUGGGCAGUGAGGGCAAGUACCGCGCGAGAGUCAAGGAGUUGGCGAUUGAAGUGUCCAAGGGGAAUCCGCUGGAGGUUGUCGAGAGAGAGCUACGCGCUCUCGUUCAAGGGUAGUCGACUGCAUUAUAUAACCGACUAGUUUGGGAAACCCGGUUCUGCGUACCACAGAAGAAGCAUCACUUGGGCACGGUAUGAAGUUUCGGCUUGCUUGGAAUGGUUUAUGUACUAAAACCAGGU
Chaetomium fimeti is the source of this 1569-nucleotide messenger RNA. Its product is annotated as glycosyltransferase family 1 protein. The transcript has a single exon. Gene Ontology annotation, molecular function: UDP-glycosyltransferase activity. Lineage: Eukaryota; Fungi; Ascomycota; Sordariomycetes; Sordariales; Chaetomiaceae. The coding region runs from base 1 to 1446 and encodes 481 amino acids. The record is from RefSeq and is a predicted model, not a curated record.